GCGUAUGGGUUAUUUUGAUUGACAUGUUGAUCUCCCAAUAGCAUUUAAGCAUUUGAUUUCCCUCGCCGGUGUGCGCCAUUAAGUUGCGUUUUCCAGCAGUGUCGGCUCAGUGGUAACGCGGGCUGUCGACGACGAUUGGAAAAAAAGUGACAACCCCCCGGCGCAACAAUGGUGAAGCUAUUCAUCGGAAACCUGACCGAGGAGACUGGGAGGGAUGAAAUCGAAGCUCUCUUCACACCGUACGGCGUGGUUACAGAAUGCGCCAAGUACAAAAAUUACGCCUUUGUCCACAUGGAGGACCGCAAGGCGGCCACCAAAGCAAUCCGAGAGCUCAAUAUGUAUCAGCUUAACGGCAGAGCUAUGAAUGUCGAGCCUAGCCGAGGGAACAACCAAGGUCCAGUCAAGAUCCACAUCGCCAAUGUGGAAAGGGGAUUUGACCAAGAGCUGAGAGAGCUGUUUGAGGAGUACGGUACAGUCAACGAGUGUUCUAUUGUGAAGAAUUUUGCUUUUGUUCACAUGGCCAACUCUGAGGAAGCAAUGGAUGCCAUCAAGGGCCUGGAUAACACAAGGUUUCAAGGGCAAAACAUCCAUGUUCAGCUGUCGAAAAGCAAGCCCGCCUGGGGCGCAGGAGAGGAGGACUUUGGUCCGCCGCCACCACCGCCCGGUCGAGGAGGUUUUUACCCUCCUCAUCCCCCUCGCUUCCAUCCCGAGCCUCCUUACGGGGGUCGCAUGGGCUCUUACCCGCCUCCGCCACCACCCCCGCCCCCUCCUCCGAGACGACCCAUGUAUCCUGACCGCAGCUAUGGCGGCGAGCGCGAAGGAUACGGCGGCGGCGGUGGUGGUGGCGGCGGCGGUGGCGUUGUUGAUUUUUACGAGAAAUACCGCGCCCGUCCUUACGGAGCCCCGGGGUACGACGAUAGGCGUUCCGGGGCCAUCCCGCCCCCUCCGCCGCCACCUCCCUCGGCGAUGGGAAGAGAACGCGUCGCGAUGGGUGCCCACGAAGCGUACGACCGUCGGCCAGGCCCCCAUCCUCCCGCGCCUUACAUGGCCCGAGACCGCAGUCCCAUUAGGCGAGCCCCCCAUCCUCCUCCGCCUCCAGCUCCCGCAUCUGGUAACGGCUACUCCUACGAGCGCACCCGUUUUACCCCGCAGAUGAAACCUCAGCCGUACGCUGCUCCGUACCCCCGGAACAGCUACGCGCAAAGCGGCCCCAUGCCAGCACCGCCGCAGCCCAACUAUGGCGCCUAUCAGGCCCAUGGAGUGUAAAACGGAGGUUGUUAGACUCUGCAGGAGACCUCGAGCUUAUGGCUUGUCACCUGCUCGGAGUCUGGAGUUUGCACUGAUGGAAACCGUGGGACCAGAUGACCUCACAACUGAACCGUUUGAAGACUGAAUUCUUUGGCCACAUGAGACAUUCUGCACUCAGGGACGCGACACUAGACAUUUCAAGUUCAUAGAGUUGAUCAGCUUUUUUUUUUUUUUUUUUUUUUUUUUUUUACUAUCAUAUAUAUAUAUAUUA
Corythoichthys intestinalis (scribbled pipefish) is the source of this 1519-nucleotide messenger RNA. RefSeq names its product RNA-binding protein 4.1-like. Gene Ontology annotation, cellular component: nucleus. The transcript is spliced from 5 exons. Lineage: Eukaryota; Metazoa; Chordata; Actinopteri; Syngnathiformes; Syngnathidae. The record is from RefSeq and is a predicted model, not a curated record. Gene Ontology annotation, molecular function: mRNA binding. The coding region runs from base 169 to 1266 and encodes 365 amino acids.